Molecule: messenger RNA, 1089 nt
Organism: Wallemia ichthyophaga EXF-994
Lineage: Eukaryota; Fungi; Basidiomycota; Wallemiomycetes; Wallemiales; Wallemiaceae
Product: Trans-1,2-dihydrobenzene-1,2-diol dehydrogenase
Exons: 1
Coding region: 1-1089 (362 amino acids)
Molecular function (GO): nucleotide binding
Source: RefSeq, a predicted model, not a curated record
AUGACAUUUACUCUAAACUUUGGUAUCGUAGGCUUAGGUGGAAUCUCAGAGACAUUUGCACGUGAUUUACUCACAAAUCCUUUGGAUAGAGGUGUUAGUGAUGUAAACCACAAACUCGUAGCCGCUGGCUCUUCAUCCGACAAGAAAGCCCGAGAUUUCCUUGAAAGAGUUGGUGCUUCAUCCGCCACAGCGUAUUCAUCCUACGAGGGUGUCUACAACGAUCCCAAUGUCACUGUUGUUUACAUUGGCACACCGCACUCACACCACUACCACAACGCCCGCGACGCCCUCCACGCCGGCAAGCACGUCCUCGUGGAGAAACCCGCGGUAAUCACAGCUGACCAGAUGCGCGCACUAGCCCAGCUAGCUCAACAGAAGCACCUCACUCUAAUGGAAGCCAAGUGGACGAGAUUCUUCCCGAUGCUAAAGGAAAUUGAGAAUAAGGUGCACAGUGGUGUUAUUGGUGACGUCAAGCAGGUACACGCUGAUUUCGGACAGACUUUUACUGGUGUGAGCAGCGACCACCGCAUUUUCAAUCUCAAUCUCGGCGGCGGUAGCAUCAUGGAUCUCAUGCCAUACCCGCUUAUCUGGGUGUUUUCCGUGUUAUUCUACCAUCCAGCCAACAAACUCUGCAAGCCUAGUGUCAGGGGCGCAACGUGUAUCAAAAACCAAUAUGGCGUUGACGAAAUGACCACUGCAUUGUUGAAAUUCCCAGGUAUCGACGCAGAUGCUGUUUUGUCUUCGAAUAUCAACGUUGGGUCUAUUUCGACGCUUGUUGUACGCGGUACACACGGUGAGUUGGUAGUGAAUGAUCUCCCACUAUCCAGACCCUUAUCCUACGAGAUUCGCCUGAGGGACACCACCAAUCCCAAUCCAGAUGAUCAGCAAAGGAAGACUACCACGUACCACCACCCAAUCCCCCACCACGGAAUGCACUGGGAGGCCGAUGAGAUGGCUAGGCUGAUUGCUGCCGGUGAAUCUCAAUCUCAGCGCGUGCCUUGGGAUGACAGUGUCUUAUCUGCCGAGUUGCUCGACGACAUACGCAGCCAAGCGGGUAUAAAAUUCCCAGCUGCGAUUGAGAGUGUUUAA